Arvicola amphibius (Eurasian water vole) is the source of this 1839-nucleotide messenger RNA. RefSeq names its product aurora kinase A (gene Aurka). NCBI's taxonomy places the organism in Eukaryota, Metazoa, Chordata, Mammalia, Rodentia, Cricetidae. Gene Ontology annotation, molecular function: ATP binding; protein kinase activity. Gene Ontology annotation, cellular component: spindle midzone; spindle pole centrosome; spindle microtubule. Gene Ontology annotation, biological process: protein phosphorylation; mitotic spindle organization; regulation of cytokinesis. The record is from RefSeq and is a predicted model, not a curated record.
AGGCUUCGGUCGGAGUCAGGAUCCUACCCGUGAUAUGGACAGAUGUAAGGAAAACUGCGGUUCCAGGCCUGCUAAGACCACAGUUCCCUUUGGUCCAAAACGAGUCUUGGUGACAGAGCAGAUUCCUUCUCAGAACCUAGGAUUGGCUAGCAGUGGCCAGGCCCAGCGGGUCCUGUGUCCUUCCAACUCUUCCCACCGUGUCCCUUCACAAGCACAGAAACUGGCCUCAUGUCAGAAGCCAGUGCCAAAGCAGUUGCCAGCUGCCAGCGUUCCUCGACCUGUCUCCCGGCCCAGCAACCCCCAGAAGAGUGAGCAGCCCCAGCUCACAGCCUCUGGAAAUAAUUCUGAAAAGGAACAGGUGUCAAAACAGAAAACUGAAGACUCAAAAAAAAGGCAGUGGACUCUGGAGGAUUUUGACAUUGGCCGCCCCCUGGGUAAAGGAAAGUUCGGAAAUGUUUACUUGGCAAGGGAGAAGCAAAGCAAGUUUAUCCUGGCCCUGAAGGUGCUGUUUAAAAUCCAGCUGGAGAAAGCAGGGGUGGAGCACCAGCUUCGAAGAGAAGUGGAGAUACAGUCCCACUUGCGGCACCCCAAUAUCCUCAGGCUGUAUGGAUAUUUCCACGAUGCCACCAGAGUUUAUCUAAUUCUAGAGUACGCACCCCUUGGGACAGUCUAUAGGGAGCUCCAGAAGCACUCCAAGUUUGACGAGCAGAGAACGGCUACCUACAUCACCGAGUUGGCAAAUGCUCUGUCUUACUGUCAUUCAAAGCGAGUCAUCCAUAGAGACAUUAAGCCAGAGAACCUACUUCUUGGGCCAAAUGGAGAGUUGAAGAUUGCAGACUUCGGGUGGUCUGUGCAUGCUCCAUCUUCCAGGAGAACCACACUGUGUGGCACCCUGGACUACCUGCCCCCCGAGAUGAUUGAGGGCCGGAUGCAUGAUGAGAAGGUGGACCUCUGGAGCCUGGGUGUCCUCUGCUAUGAGUUCCUAGUUGGGAUGCCCCCCUUUGAGGCACAGACCUACCAGGAGACCUAUAGAAGGAUAUCACGGGUUGAAUUCACAUUCCCCGACUUUGUGACUGAAGGAGCCAGAGACCUCAUUUCAAGACUGUUAAAGCACAAUGCAAGCCAGAGGCUAACACUAGCGGAAGUCCUUGAGCACCCCUGGAUCACAGCCAAUUCCUCAAAGUCUUCGACUGGCCAAAAAACCAAAGAACUCACUAGUAAAUCGUCUUAGAGAAUUCGGAGUCAUGGCCACUGUGCAACUGUUAGAAAUGCUCCAUCAAGACCUGCGGGAGCAUCGUCACUGCCCCCGGUGUACCCUGCUGAGCAGGCAGUCCCUGGCCUUGCAUCCAGGAAGCCCCACCUGAGCGAGAACCGUGCUGCUUUUCCUGGUUCAGUAAUCUGGAGGAAGGUUCCACUGCAACAGUUCCCAUGGCCUGUGACCCCAGAGUGUCCUUGUGGGGUCUCACUGUGGGAAAGUUCUCACUCUGGCCACCUCCCCAGUGAUCACCUGUGUCCGUAGCCUUCAAGUGCCUGAGUGUGUGUGUAACUUAUUGGGCCGCCAGGCCUGGGAAAGCUGUUGGAAUGAAUAUGUAGUUUUCUUUUAAAUGUUAAAAUAAAGGUUUGUAUAGCCUUUUAAAUGUUAGAAUAAAGGUCUGUAUAGCCUUUUCUUAAGUGGCAACCCUUCAGAACACUGGGAUUCAGAUCCUCAGCCACCUUAACGGAGCCUGUGCUCAAUCUGCUUUGGACUCGACUCAGGUGUUUCUAGAUGUUAUGGGCUGUUACGCUGGAGUUCUGUCAAUUAUACAAACUUGUUAAAUAUAUAAAUGUAUGUAUAACAUC